Molecule: messenger RNA, 2195 nt
Organism: Brassica napus (rape)
Lineage: Eukaryota; Viridiplantae; Streptophyta; Magnoliopsida; Brassicales; Brassicaceae
Exons: 1
Coding region: 99-1262 (387 amino acids)
Biological process (GO): photosystem I assembly; response to photooxidative stress
Cellular component (GO): chloroplast thylakoid membrane
Source: RefSeq, a predicted model, not a curated record
CAUUAUUCUCCGCAUAUAAGUAUCAAUCAAUCUGUUGUGGUUGUCUAUUUCAAAUCAGUUCUCAUUCAUUUUCAGACCAACUUAAGAAAAAUUAAAAAAUGGCGACAGAUGUUCUCAGCUUCAGGGACGAUAGUAGUCAGGAGGAUUGGCAUGACUUUGAGGUUCUAGGCCGUGGGGACGAGCCCAAGAUUCUGAUCAAGAAGACAAGUAUGCACUCCGACUCCGAGAGACAAAUCUCUGUUGAUCCUAAAUCUCUAUUGUCAAGGAACGGGAGCUUGGACAUGAUAUCCUCAAGGCCUAAAGACAUCGACGACGUGGCAUUGUCUCAGCCGUUGGAUCAUCAAGAUAAGACUAAGUUCAUGAGUUGCAGCCUCCCAAACUCAGUAGCCAUGUCACCUAGACAUAGCACUAGUCAUAACUGGAAGGACAGGACCACGGAACAAGUUCUUGACCUAAUGCUCGUCCAAGAUGCAGCCGCUGCGUUUCGAAGAAGCAAAUCUUGCGGUGAAGGAUGUGCUUGCCAGCCACCGCUCGAUGUCGACAUGAUGGUGCACAAAUCAAGAAAUGGACAUCAUCAUCACCAUGACUUCUCUUCCUCCAACGCCAAGACUCUCUCUCAGAAGAGUAGCGGAAACAACUCUUUCUUCUCAAAAACAGAUUCUAACAAAAGCAAUAUCAAUACCGCUAACGCGAAAAGCAUCAACACGUUGGAAGACAGGUUCAAAUGCAGCGCUUUGUGUCUCUACCUACCAGGUUUUAGCAAAGGUAAACCCAUCAGAUCAUCUCGUAAAGGUGACUCCUCGUACACUAGAACCACCACGAUGACUUCUACUCAAUCCAUGGCAAGAACCGUUUCCAUUAGAGACACUACGGUGCUGUCCGCUCGAGCCUCACUAGAGCGGUUCGAGUGCGGUUCAUGGACGUCUUCGGCUAUGAUUUACGAGGACAGUGCUGAUCUCGGUGGACAUUUUUUUGACUUGCCUUCUGAACUAAUUAAAGGUGGUCCAGGCGGUAAUGAUCAAGAUGAUCCUGUUUCUGCGGCUUUCUUGUUCGACAAGGGACCUAAUUUAGAGAAAGAGAUCAAAGGGGUUUUGAAGACUUCUGGUUCGAAAUCAAGAAGAUCUAUGGAGUCGCCACGACACGUUAGGUUCUCGACCUCGUCGCCGGUUUCUUAUCCGACGUCUCCGACACAUGCAAUCACGCCACGGUUGCUACAAGCCACCGGGGGUUUUAGUGGUUUCAUGGAAGCUCAAACCGUAUGAAUAAUAAAUGGAGAAUUUUUAACAAUUUAUUUAUUUAUGUUAAUAAACCACUGAAGUUAAUCAAAUUAUUAACAUUUCGAGUUAAUUUUAUACGUUUUGUACUGUAAAGAAACGAAUAAACCCGGAAAAGUGAAAAGAUUUGUUAGUAUUUUAUUUUUUUUUUAUCUGUGGGAUUGAUAAUUUCUAAAUAAAAGCAUCAUUAAUUACUUACAUAACUACAAUUCAACAAAUAAUAAAAUAAAAUCUAUAGUAUUAUUGCUCAUGUAAUAUUAGUUUGUUAAUAAAUUUUACAUAAAUUUUUCAAAGUCAUCUAAUUUGGAACAAAAAAUUUCUUCUUAAACGUCAAUUAUUAAAAAUGGAGGAAAAUCAAACUUAAUAUAUAUUUUGCUGGAUUUUCAUAUAAUUUUUUCUUAAACAUCAUUUCACUUUUUUCACUCAUGCAUUUCAAAAAUUAAAAUAAAAAUGUUCAAAAAUAAAAUAAUUAUAUGUAUUAGUAUACUUUUAUCUUUCCAUUUUUUUAAAUACUGUAUUUUAAAAAUAAAAUAAAAAUAUAUUAGAAAUACUCAAAUCACAUUUCCUUUGUUAGUCAUGGACUAAAAUUCAUGAAUCACCAGUGUAAACGAUAAAAUUUAUAAUGUAAUUAUUUAUGAUCAAAGAUUGCCUGUUUUUAUGAUUUAUCCUACUUACGGCAAAAGGCUGGGCUUCCAAACACCAAAAAUAUAAGGGGAAAUUCCUUAAAAAUACACAGACUAAUUUUUAUUUGCUAAUAAAAUACACAAACUAUUUUGGCUCCCCGUUUAAUACAUAAACUAAUUUUCGUUGCCUAUUAAAUACAUAAACUUUCGAAAUUCACAGGUUUUACACAUAGUUUUAGACGGCGUUAUCUAUAUUUAACGGAGGCGAAGACGACGUUAGUUUUUAAUUAAACAUGUG